This is a messenger RNA of Papaver somniferum (opium poppy), 1281 nucleotides long. Its product is annotated as protein MAIN-LIKE 2-like. The record is from RefSeq and is a predicted model, not a curated record. NCBI's taxonomy places the organism in Eukaryota, Viridiplantae, Streptophyta, Magnoliopsida, Ranunculales, Papaveraceae. The coding region runs from base 1 to 1281 and encodes 426 amino acids. The transcript is spliced from 3 exons.
AUGUUUGGAGGAACACAAAAGGCUGUAGUAGAACGUCAUGAGGUGAUAGAUGAAACAAGAGCUCGCCGUACAGCCACCGCAUUCCUAUUGCAUUCCCUUGGUACCAUAUUCUUUCCUGAUAACUCGGGGAAUCGAUUUAAUGCUCACUAUCUACAAUGGUUAAAAAAAUUGCAGGAGACCAAAAAGUAUGCUUGGGGCACUGCCACCCUCGCUUUUUUACUUGAUAGUUUUCGAAAAGCUUCGAGGGUUGGAGCCACUGAACUUGCUGGGAAUGUUGGUCUUUUUCAGGCAUGGGUAUAUGACCAUUUUCUGACCAUGAGACCUUCUACAUCUUGGUCAGACGAUGAGAUUGGUCGUCCUAUAGGAAAGAAGUUUGUAUUCACUGGUACCCAAGUAAAGCACAAAGAAGAGAAGAUAGCUGAUUUAAGGUUGAAAAUGGAUGCUCUCAAUGUUGAAGAUGUGAUAUUUGAUCCUUACUUAGAUCUAAAGGAAGAUAAUUUUGGAGAAGAGAUUGAUCAUCGUGUUUUUUCAAGUUUGGAAUCUUACAACGGGCCUUUGUUUCAUCCUCAUGGGUACGUAAUGGCCGAUCCACGUCGAGUUCUCCGCCAAUAUGGUUAUGUGCAAGAAAAAGUCACUCAUGAAUCGUUCAAAUUGUUGGCUAAUGCUUCUUCCGUAAAAAGUGCCAAUGUCGUGCUCAACUACAACCCAGAGCCAAGUAUUGAUGUUUGGAACGACCGCAAUAAUGCACUAUACCAAGUCCGCAUGAAGGAGCUCAUUCCUAUUCUAGGCACAAAGGAAGCCGAAGAAGGUUAUUUGGAAUGGUAUUACCAUUUUGGUCAUCCUCAUGUGAUUAAUAAUGAUCCGGAAGCGGCAUCAUAUAUCAAAAAGGCUCAAGAAAACAAGAAGCGUGAAGCCGAAAAGAGAAGUAUAUUUGAUAUGGAUUGGAAGAAAAAGAAAUGCCUUCACUUGGCACAAACAUUGACUCCAUGCGUCCAAAAAGGUGAGGGCCUCACAAGUGCACAAGUAAAGGUUUUCCAACAACAAAUCAAAGACUUGCCGGAUCCAAAAAAGGAUUACGAGAACUUAGAGAGAGGCACGAAGAGGAGUAGAGAUGUGGGUACUAGUCAACGUCAGCAAUCACCUAGUAGUUCUAAAACCAAUGAAGAGGAUAUGCAUGCUCAUGGUCGGGGUCAAGGUCGGGGUCAUGGUGGUCGUGACGGUCCUCGUACUCGAGGUGGUAACAAAAGCAAAAAAAGAGGUCGUGGUCGUAAUUGUCCUUAA